UCAUUAAAACUUCUGGCAACACUCUGGCACCGUCAAAUUAAUGUGCGACAACUGUCAAUAUUAUUAUUAUAAAAAUUGCAUUAAGUAUUUCUAAUUUGAGUCCAUGGAUUCCAAUUUGCGUAAUUUAAAAGAUUUUCUUGUAUUAUACAACAAAGUCACCGAGCUGUGCUUCAAUCGUUGUGUGGAUAAUCUGAAUCAACGGGAAUUGGGCAGCCAGGAGGACACCUGCGUAGACCGCUGUGUAACGAAAUUCGCCCGCUUCAAUGAAAAUAUGAUGAAGGUUUAUGUCGAUGUACAGACAACAAUUAAUGCCAAACGCGUUAAGGAGAUGGAAGAGCAGGCAGCGAUAUUGGAGAAACAGCAGCAGGAAGAGCGCAAAAGACAAAGUGAAACUGCCAUUCUGACACCAGUGUCUCCCAGUCCGAAUCCAGGAAGCGGCAACCUGGCUAUGUAGCAUCGAUUAUUAAUCAUCUCACUGCUAGAUAGUUAACAAUGACACGCACACACAGACACAUCCACAAAACACACAUCUAAACACUUCCAUAAGAAACAACAACAAAAAACCCGGUCUAGUUUCUGUCAAUGCCAUUUACUAGGAGCGAGCAAAAAAUAGAUUGAAAGAUUUGUACCUUUUUAUGAGCUAUGAUGGUCUAUCACACAACCAUCCACAGUAUCCGAUCAUGAUACGUUUUUGGAAGAACUCAUCAAAGCCCAUUCAGUCUUAUGUCAUAAAACAACGAUUCCAACUGCAUCUUGUUGUUCUAAGCAGUCAGAAUGGUAAAGAUUCCCUCAAAGUCUGCUAUAAUUAUUCCUAUCAUACCAACUGCAAGAAUCUUGUGGCCAAUUAAAGUGCAUUUUUAGUACAAUUUAGGUCAAUAGCCGAGAGAAUAAUGCAAGGAGAUAAUCAUAGCUCGGUGAUUUAGAUUUUCAGCUUUCUUUGGAAUCCCAUAUGGAUAUACCUCAUUUGAUAACUAAAACUAAAUCGAAAAUAGGCAGCAAAUUCAAUGGACGCAAAGAAAUCUUAGGAGAAUUUAAACUUCUUACUGACGUCUUGACUUAUGUUGAUUUGUUAAAUUAGUCUUUAAGUUAAAGAAAAUAACAAUAACCUUGUUUUUCUUGCAA
Drosophila willistoni is the source of this 1122-nucleotide messenger RNA. RefSeq names its product mitochondrial import inner membrane translocase subunit Tim10B. The record is from RefSeq and is a predicted model, not a curated record. The transcript is spliced from 3 exons. Bases 104 to 454 code for a protein of 116 amino acids. NCBI's taxonomy places the organism in Eukaryota, Metazoa, Arthropoda, Insecta, Diptera, Drosophilidae. Gene Ontology annotation, cellular component: mitochondrial intermembrane space chaperone complex.